AUGAGCCAUUCGCAAUCGCCUUUGGGCGGGUACCCGCAAUCGCCAGAUCCAACUUUGGCCGAUCCUCAGUGGUUGCAGCAACUGUCGACCCAUCCCAUCUUCAUCUCAAAACGCAGUCAGAAUGAUCAAACGUCCACGUCACACAUCGAGGCAGCUACUCAGUCAGAAAUCCAUACACGACUCAUGACGAUUCGUGGCACGGACCUCAUCGCUAUUGUCGACAACGAGGUCCGCAUCGCAUCCCUCGUCGACGCAAAAGCCUCUGCUUCCAACCAACCGAUCCUGCCAUCGUCCUCGUCAUCCACACGACUGGGCUCUCACUUCGCUUACAAGGUCCUUGUGCCGCCACAGGGAACAUCGAUUGACUUUGACAUCCGUAAUCUCAGCAUCAACCCCACCGGCAAGCUGCUCGCCUGCGUAGGCGACAGUCAGAUCACCCUCCUUGUGCUUCCCCGCACAGGCUACACGAAGCAUGUCGACCGAGAGAUUGCUUGCCGAACGGUGUCGGUUGCGCCUUACUAUCAUUCCGCCCACUCGAACUCCGCAGUGGUCAAGGUCGACUGGCAUCCAUGGGGUGAGAACGGCACCUCGCUUCUGGUACUGACGGACGACGGUCUGUUUCGCGAAUACGACGUGGCAAAGGACACCGAAGAGCCACAGCAGACCGCUUCCUUCUUGCCAAGACAGUCGAGCUCGGCUGGACACCGCUCUCGAUCACGUUCGGCGACUCCCGGUCUUGCACCUCAUACACGCUCAUCGUCUUUUGCUGCCAAUACGACUGGUCCCAGUGUACGGGGUUUUGGUCUCUCUGCAGACGACGACGAUGCUACAACAGCAGUCAGCUUCUCUCUGUGCGUCACCAACACCCCGUCUCCUCGUUCUUCGAGCUUCGAUCAGGAUGCAGAUCGCACGUGGGCUGCGGAAGCUCAGCGUUCCAGCGGACCGUCCGAUUGGUCGCCGCUCACCGUCUUCGGUUUGAUGAAGAACGGCGACGUGUGGGCUUUGUGCCCGUUCCUCCCAAAAAGCGCCACUGUCCCCGCUGCCUAUAUCCACAACCUAGCUAAACUUGCUUCCUACCGCGCGAACACCACUCAGUCGCAGCAGACAUCCCACGUCGACACGCAACUGCGCUAUGUCAAUGCGCUUCUCAAGCAGGCCCGCAAGGAAUCACCGAACGACUUUGGCGAACGACAGGGUUCGGUUACGCCUGGUCCUGAAAGAUUUGUACGAUCUCGAUCUACCUCCACUAUGAACCUGGAUGAGCUAACCGACUCGCCCAGAGCCUCGGUGCAACCGGAACAAGCGGGGUCGGGAGCCGAACAGAUGCAGGAGGGGCCCGUGCAGCUGCACCCGCCGUCGUGGUCAUACAGGCAGAACCUCGCUCAAGGCGGGAGUGCGAAGAAGGCACCGAGGCCGCAAGGGCCGUAUCUGCUCAAGCCGGCACCGGUCGAGCUCUGCGACGAGCGCGAGAGUGUAGCAUGCGACCUCAUUUGGACCUGGCUGACCGACGAAAGCACGCAAGCGGAAGCCUCCACGGUCGUGACAGGGGUUGCCGCGCUGAGCAUUGUGGGACACGAUGGACGCGUGGACGUCGGCCUCCUCUUCGAAUCUGUCGAAGCCGCGUGGGAUGUAUCGACAACAACGCAACACUCAGCUGCACGUCGUCCAAGCAAGCCGCGCAAAACCAACCGCUACGGUCUAUCAGAUACAGAGGACGAAGCGGAUGACUUCGAAGCACUCACCCUGGAAGAACCGGAAGAACUUCCCUCCUUGCUCGUCUACGAAACCAUCGACCUAGGUCUGCUGGACACAGCCAUCGACAAUGGCAUCACAUCUCCAUCCGCCGCUUCCGAUCUUCUGCUCAGCAAGGCCUCCAGCAAUAGACCUCGCUUCGUUCGAGACCCGCUCUACGGCGACACCGUCUACAUCUACCACGCUUUUGGCGCGCAAUGCCUCGGCUUCGCUACGUGGAUACCCAAGCUGCUGGACGCGCUCAACAAGCCGUCUCAAGAUGAGCUGGACAACGACGCGCACGACGACACCUCGCGCCCGGCGGCAGAGUCGCGCGAGCAGGCGCUGGUCAAGAUGCUCCACCAUGGUCAAAGCAGUGAGGUGGUGUGGAUCGUCAACACGGUUGCACAGGACAGCGGGGAGGGGCUGGAUCUGAAUCCCGUGACUGCGUUGGAGAUCUUGUCGGACGUGUAUCUGUCGUAUGCGUUUUUGGCUGUGACGGCGGAUUUGCAGGUGGUGGGUGUGGAGCUGUCCCUGCGUAUCGAGCAAGAUGCGAUCGAUUCGCCUGCGGCUGGCGAACGAUCUCUUGGACUAGAACGAGGUGGGUCUUCCGACGGCCACAAACCGUACGUUUCGCUGCUUGGUGAAGGACCUGCCUUCCAGCCUCCAGCCAUCUUUGCGCAAUCGACAGGAACCCAAGGCCUACCUUCACAUCCUCGUCGAGCAGCCCUCUCCACCCCCAACUCAAAAUCCGAGCUGCAAAUUACCCCGGAACUCCUCCGCACGCUGGGCAAGACCGUCGAAACCUACCGUCACGAGAUCCGCACCGUCGUCUCCGCCGGCAACGCCGUCCAAGCACGACUCGACCUCCAGGUGCGCGAGAUGACGCGUCAGCUCGAAAAGCUCAACGCCAUCCGACUGCGCUGCAACGACCUCGGCACGGCAGGAACGCUGGGAGAGCGUAUCUCGCAGAUCGCCCAGACGCAGCUGCAACUCGUCGCCCGGAUCGAUAAAGCACUGCAGCGGCUGAUGGAUUCGCACCAACCAAGCCUAUCGAUGUACGAGAAGAAAUGGUUCGAGGAACUCGAACGCAUUGCCUCUGAAGUCGGGGUUGCACGCUCAGGUGGAGAGUUCAAGGUGAAUACGAGGGGAAUGAGGAAGUCGCUGUCGGCGAAGGCCAAGCUGUUGGAGCACCAGCUGUCGCUGCUGAGACCGCAGAUGAGUGCUCUGCAGUCGCAAGCCGGUGCCGGUCGGGAAGAGAGGGAGGGGAUGUUGGGUGGGGAACAACUGAAAAGGGUGGAGAAGAUGUUGAGUGGGGAGGCGGCGAUGUUGGCGGAAGCAAAGGAGAAGGUGAACCAGUUGAACAGGAAAGUCGCUCAGAUCAAGCCAAACAGGGAUACGGGAACGGUGGGUGGUGGCGGGUUUGAUGCCGAUUCUUCGAUCUCGUUCUCCACCGUAAGCGGUGGGUUUGGCGGCGGUGGUGCAGGGUUGCCGACCAGCAGUACAGCGGCCAACCUGGCCGACUUUUCGAGAAGUUCGCCGUUUCGCGCUUCGCACUCGAGGACCGGCUCGAGCUUUUUUGCAUGA
Molecule: messenger RNA, 3318 nt
Organism: Pseudozyma hubeiensis SY62
Lineage: Eukaryota; Fungi; Basidiomycota; Ustilaginomycetes; Ustilaginales; Ustilaginaceae
Product: nuclear pore complex protein
Exons: 1
Coding region: 1-3318 (1105 amino acids)
Biological process (GO): protein import into nucleus; ribosomal small subunit export from nucleus; ribosomal large subunit export from nucleus
Cellular component (GO): nuclear pore
Molecular function (GO): protein binding; structural constituent of nuclear pore
Source: RefSeq, a predicted model, not a curated record